Impatiens glandulifera is the source of this 1090-nucleotide messenger RNA. Its product is annotated as bifunctional monothiol glutaredoxin-S16, chloroplastic. Bases 56 to 946 code for a protein of 296 amino acids. The record is from RefSeq and is a predicted model, not a curated record. NCBI's taxonomy places the organism in Eukaryota, Viridiplantae, Streptophyta, Magnoliopsida, Ericales, Balsaminaceae. The transcript is spliced from 2 exons.
CUAUGACAAAUCUGUGACAAAGAAGUGAGGCUUGCAAAUCUCUCUCUGCUCAACAAUGGCGACGAUUAACUUAUCAUCGCCUGCUACAUGCAUAACCUACUCUUUCCCAUCCCUCUCUCGCCGAAAUUCUCCCAAUAUAUGUCUCCACUCUCGCCAGAAAAUCUCUCAAAGUUUUUAUUCUAUCUCUGUCCGUUCGAGAAACCCCGCUAGGCUUUGCUCUCCAAGGUUCAUUGUUUCAGCUGUCAAAAAACUCUCCGAAGCUGAUCUAGUUUCUGUCUCACCUGAUCCCGAUGGAAUCGCCGGGGUUUUCCCAUCAGAAUCAGGUGUUUACGGGGUUUUUGACCGCAACGGAGAUUUACAGUUCGUAGGCAUAUCGAGGAAUAUUGCGGCCAGCGUUUCUAAUCACCUCAAAUCGCUUCCGGAGCUAUGUUCAUCUGUCAAGGUGGGAGUGGUCUCAGAUCCUGACAAAACAGCUCUAACUCAAGCAUGGAGAUCAUGGAUGGAAGAACACAUUGCAGCCACAGGAAAUGUUCCUCCAGGUAACCAAUCAGGAAACAACACAUGGGUCCGUCAACAACCAAAGAAAAAGGCCGAUCUGAAACUUACACCUGGCAAACACGUGAAACUAACAGUCCCAUUAGAACAACUCAUAGAUCGGCUAGUUAAAGAGAACAAAGUGGUAGCCUUCAUUAAAGGAUCAAGAAGUGCCCCUCUUUGUGGAUUCUCUCAAAAAGUUGUUGGGAUUCUAGAAACCGAAGGGAUUGACUAUGAGAGUGUUGAUGUGCUCGAUGAAGAAUGUAACAAUGGGUUGAGGGAGACUCUUAAGAGUUAUAGUAAUUGGCCUACGUUUCCUCAGAUUUUUGUGAAUGGAGAAUUGGUUGGCGGGUGUGAUAUCUUGACAUCAAUGCAUGAUAAGGGUGAGCUUGCCGGUUUGGUUAAAAAGUAGGGUUGAGAAUCUAAGAACUACUUGUAGAACUAUUUUAGAUUGCUCAGAAUUCAAUCUUUCUGCCCAAAGUGAAAGUGUAGUUGUAUAACUUGAAUACCAUUUGUAUUUGUUUUUGGUUUUUAAUCGUAUAUACAAUUUUUAUUA